Molecule: messenger RNA, 1841 nt
Organism: Dermacentor andersoni
Lineage: Eukaryota; Metazoa; Arthropoda; Arachnida; Ixodida; Ixodidae
Product: venom serine carboxypeptidase-like
Biological process (GO): proteolysis
Molecular function (GO): serine-type carboxypeptidase activity
Source: RefSeq, a predicted model, not a curated record
AUGCCUUACGUAUCACGCGCAGGCAAGUACGUGCCGACCAUCGGCGCUUUGCUGCACCAGAACGCCGACACAAUGCGGGUCAAGAUUAAUUUUCAAGGCAUCGCCAUCGGCAACGGCUUCACGGACCCGAUAAACAUGCUGGGUUACGGUGAGCUUCUCUACGGCUUCGGACUCAUCGAUCGUAUCUCCGCCGACUACAUGACGCGCGUCGCCAACCAGGCGGCCGACUGCAUCCGCGCCGGCCUCAUGCGAGACGCCGUGGUGCUGAUGGACAGACUGUUCUUCAGCCUGACUCAUGAACACUCAUUUUACGAGAACGUCACCGGCAUGCACUACUAUUACAACUUGCUCUACGACACUGCACCUGAGGACAACUUCGCGUACAAGACGUUCGUGCAGAGACCGGAGCUUCGACGCGCCCUGCAUGUGGGACAUCAAACGUUUCACACGUCGCGCCACGUCGUGGCUUCUAAUUUCGUGGACGACCUACUGCGUUCGGCCAGGCCACAGUUCACCGUGGUCGUGGAGGGCGGCUACAAGGUUCUCGUGUACAGCGGUCAACUGGAUAUGGCCAUGGCCCCCACCCAGACGGAGAACUUCCUCUCUCAAGUGGCCUGGUCCCACGCCGCCCGCUGGAACCGCGAGCCGCGGACGGUGUGGCGCAGUGGCGAUGGCCGCCACGUGUACGGCUACAAGAAGACCGUCGAGAACCUCAGCUUCGUGGUGGUGCGAAACGCUGGUCACCUCGUGCCUUUCGAUCAGCCGAGGGUCUCGUACGAACUGAUAACGGCGUUCAUAGACAACAAGUGUCCUUUUGCAGCCUAGGCUUCUUCGUGUAUCGCGAAUUCCAUAAUUACUGCAGCAAACAAACACUGACACCAAGGACAACACAGGGGAAAUUACGUGUGCUUAAUAAAUGAAAUAAAGAAACGAUAAAUUAAUAGAAAUGAGAGUGGAUGGAAAAAAAGAAACUUUCCGCAAGUGGGGAAUGAUCCCACAACCUUCGCAUUUCGCGUGCGAUGCUCUACCAAAUGAGCUACCGCGGUGCCGUUUCCCCAUUCACUUUCUUGGGUAUUUGUGUUUCCUCGUAGAACCCUGGGAGUGUUAGCCAGCGCCACCACUCACAGACCUUGGUGGCGGAUGUGGAACAUCCUUUCUGCCGCAGGCGUCACGAGAACGUGAUCUUUUUGGGUGAAGGCAAACGGUCAGCAAACCCACACAUACUACCUGAAGGCAUCAAUGUUGCCGAAUUCGAGACCCUCUUUAUGCAAUAAACGAGAAGAAAGGAGGUUAACCGAGGUACCCAAUUUUUAUUAGUCAUAUCAUAAGAAGCCAACAAACACUGACACCAAGGACAAAAUAGGGGAAAUUACUUGUGCUUAAUAAAUGAAAUAAAGAAACGAUAAAUUAAUGGAAAUGAGAGUGGAUGAAAAAACAACGGCAUGUGUGGGUUUAUUGACCGAUUGCCUUCACCCAAGAAGACCACAUUCUCGUGAUACCUGCGGCAGAAAGUAUGUUCCACAUUCGCCGCCAAGGUCUGUGAGUGGUGGCGCUGGCUAACACUCCCAGGGUUCUACUAACACACAUAAAUACCCAAGAAAGCGGAUGGGGAAACGGCGCCGCGGUAGCUCAAUUGGUAGAGCAUCGCUUGCGAAAUGUGAAGGUUGUGGGAUCGUUCCCCACCUGCGGCAAGUUGUUCUUUCAUCCACUUUCAUUUCCAUUCAUUUAUCGUUUCUUUAUUUCAUUUAUUAAGCACAAGUAAUUUCCUGUAUGUUGUCCUUGGUGUCAGUGUUUUUUGGGUUCUUAUGAUAUGACUAAUAAAAAUCGGGCCCCUCGGUUAA